AUGUGCACUCUGCGAAUUUGCAAACGCGAAACUCCCUCAGCACAGACCAAUGUCAUAUCCAUUAUCCUCCUCCCCGCUAUCAAUGAUGUACACCGAUUUUCCACGAAUUUCCCGCCGGCCAACAAAUAUUUGACGAUAACAAAAACGGCGACCGCAUAUUUAACCAGGCAUGGUAACGUAACGCGUCAACUUCAACUUGCUGCCGGCUUCGGAUUUUUGCGCGACAGGAUCAAGUGGCGCACGGCAUUUGCUGCAGGGUGGACAUCAGGUCAGGGGCAGGAUCGUGCUAUAAACUGGUGUACACGUUAUUUAUCACCUGCCAGAAUGAUCGACAUUAGGCCUCUUAUGAACUCUGUUUCGCCCAUUGGCGGUGUCAAACCAGAUACCGCACGCGAAUUUCAUUGGUGCUUUACAGCUGGCAAGCGUGACUUGGAAAAGUGCGAGAAAACGAGAUAUGGCACGACGGAGAUAGGCUAA
Molecule: messenger RNA, 477 nt
Organism: Suillus subaureus
Lineage: Eukaryota; Fungi; Basidiomycota; Agaricomycetes; Boletales; Suillaceae
Exons: 4
Coding region: 1-477 (158 amino acids)
Source: RefSeq, a predicted model, not a curated record